CCCAUGGUAGCUGGUGCUCACUUGGUUGACCCUCGGGCGGCACUCCCAGACAAGUGUCGCGCAGUUUUCCCCUACGAGCUGUUCAAUGCCGUUCAAUCUCAGUGUUUUAGUCACGUUUACGGCUCGGAUGAUAACGUUGUCGUCUCUGCUCCAACAGGUAGUGGCAAGACUGCCAUCCUGGAGAUGGCCAUCUGCAAACUGGUCACUACUCCUGGCGGAGAAAACUUCAAGAUCGUCUACCAAGCGCCUACCAAAUCGCUUUGCUCAGAACGUGCCAAAGACUGGGAGAAGAAGUUUAGCCAUCUGAAUCUCAGGUGCGUCGAGCUCACAGGAGAUACCUCCCCUGGUCAAGCCAAAAGGGUAGGAAGUGCCUCCAUCAUCGUCACCACCCCCGAGAAGUGGGAUUCGAUUACUAGAAAGUGGGCUGACCAUCGGAAACUUCUCGAGAUGGUACGACUUGUUCUCAUUGAUGAAGUUCACAUCCUCAAAGAUGUCCGAGGUGCAACUCUCGAAGCGGUCGUCUCGCGCAUGAAGACUAGCGGCGCCAAUGUCCGCUUUGUGGCUCUGAGCGCCACUGUUCCAAACCUGAACGACAUUGCAACUUGGCUUGGCCGUGAUCACCAGAAUCAGAAAGAGCCGGCCCAGAUGCUUAGUUUUGGUGAAGAGAUGCGACCAGUAAAUCUCAAGAAACAUGUCUACGGCUAUGAGUUCGGCGGCAAUGACUUCAUUUUCGACAGGACCCUUGACGGCAAGCUGAACAUGCUACUAAGCCAGCAUUCUGAGGGAAAGCCAAUCAUGAUCUUCUGUUUUACACGCAAGUCUUGCGAGAAGACAGCCCAGAACCUUGCGGAAUGGUGGACGACAAUACGGGCUGGAGAGAAGCCGUGGCCAGCACCAAAAGAGCGAGUGCAGGUCGUCAGUAAAGAACUCCAAGAGAUGGUACGUUACGGAGUUGCUUUUCACCAUGCCGGCCUGGAUGUUCAAGACAGAGCCUCAAUCGAGCGAAACUAUCUCAAUGGUGAGUUAUUUGUGAUCUGCUGCACCUCGACAUUGGCGGUAGGAGUAAACUUACCAUGUCAUACUGUUGUUUUGAAAGGUACGUCUGCCUACACAGAUGAAGGACUUAAAGAAUAUUCGGACCUGGAAGUCAUGCAGAUGCUUGGUCGUGCUGGCAGACCACAAUUUGACCGAAGCGCAACUGCAAUCAUCAUGACAAAGCUGACCAACGUUCAACGUUACGAGAGGAUGAUCUCGGGCCAAGAGGUAUUGGAGAGCAAGCUACAUCUCAACCUCAUCGAGCACUUGAACUCCGAGAUCGGCUUAGGCACUAUUCGUAGUCUUGAGACAGCGAAGCAAUGGGUCACAGGCACAUUCCUUUAUGUGCGAAUGCGACAAGCACCCAAGCACUAUCGCUCGGAAAUCUCACAAACAGACGUAAAUUCUCAGACCAAUCUUGAUGACUGGAUUCAAAGCUGGUGUCAGCGUGACAUCGAACUGUUACAGAAAUACGGUCUAGUCAGCAACGACGCUCCAUAUGGUUGCACCGAUUACGGAACUGCCAUGUCGAGAUACAUGGUCCAAUUUGAAACCAUGAAGCAGAUUCUUGCUAUACCUACAGCGCCUAGCAUUGAGCAAUCGCUCAUUUCUCUGUCCCAGGCAGCGGACUUCCGUGAUUUGCGCUUCAAGCCGCAGGAGAAGGCUAUCUUGCGUACGAUGAACUCGUCUGUUUUAUAUCCGAUCAAGGGACCCAUUGGCGAUGUAUGGCACAAAGUCUACCUCUUGAUUCAGAUCAGCCUCGCAGGUCUAGAUUUGCCAGCAGACAGAGAUGCAGUGAUUGCCAAACGUCAAAUUGCGGUUGAAAAGAGCAUCAUACUUGAUCGCAUGAAUCGCCUGGUUCGAUGCGUGAUUGAAUGCAAAGUCUUUGAUGGAGAUGGAGUGGGUACAAGGACUGGCCUUGAGUUGACGCGAGCAAUAGCUGCCAAGGUAUGGGAGGCACACCCAGCACAGCUCCAACAGGUUCAAGGGAUUGGUGCAGUGACCAUGAGGAAAUUAGCCUCUCAUGGAAUUCACAGUGUCGUGGACCUUGCCACACAAAGUUUCGUCGAUAUUGAGCGUAUCGUCGGGCGCAACCCCCCAUACGGGAAAAUUAUGCUCAAGUCCUUAGAGGGGUUCCCUCGACUCAAGAUGACAGCAGAAAUUGUCGAUAAGAAUAGGCUGGCUUACACAAGAUCUGCAGAUGCCGUGAGCGUCGCAGUCAGAGUUCGGCUUAGCUACUGCAAUACGAAGCUACCCGAAUGGAACAAGAAAAUCCCUGUUGUCACCUUCCUAGCUGACACAACAGAUGGGAGACUUGCCAGUUUUUGGCGUGGGACCAUGAGAAAAUUAAGCGAAUCUGAUCCUUUCGAGCUGAAGUUCUCCGUCACAAUGAACAGCGCGGAUGAGAACAUCACAUGUUGCUUUAGUUGCGAAGAGAUUGUUGGCACGCAAGUAUCUGAGAUUAUCUCGCCAGAAAUUCCAUCAUCAGCUUUCGAAGGUUUACCAAAGCAACACCUUCGUCUGACUCAACCACCCCGAAGCCCCAGAAGCCUUGACGCCAUUGCCAGUGAGGAUGAAUUGGCGGAUCAAGAUAUGCUCGUGGCUCUUGAGGCAGCAAACGCCAAUCUUCCUCACUCAUCGAAUGAAAGACCUCGACAGAAAAGUCAACCUGGCGGAUUCGACGCGGAUUUUGCUAACAUUGAAGACGUCUUAAACGACGAGGCGGAGUCAACCAAAGACGAGAUUUCAUAUGCACCGGUGCAAUUAGAGAAUGGCAGGUGGAAGUGUAAUCAUCACUGUUCUGGAGGUGCUCCUACCAAGAAUGGGAAGCAGUGUACUCACAAAUGUUGUCAUGAUGGUCUCGACAAACCGAGACCGCCACCACAAAAGAAAAAGACUGUAAAAGAUAGGUCGGAU
Truncatella angustata is the source of this 2952-nucleotide messenger RNA. Its product is annotated as P-loop containing nucleoside triphosphate hydrolase protein. Gene Ontology annotation, molecular function: ATP binding; nucleic acid binding. The transcript has 2 exons. The annotation marks the transcript as partial. The record is from RefSeq and is a predicted model, not a curated record. NCBI's taxonomy places the organism in Eukaryota, Fungi, Ascomycota, Sordariomycetes, Amphisphaeriales, Sporocadaceae.